AUGGAUCACCUUCACGAGCACGAGGAGGAGGAGCACGAGCACGAGGUGUACGGAGGAGAAAUCCCCGAUGAAGGAGAGAUGGAUGCCGAUGUUGACAUGUCGUCUAGAGCUGAAGAAGACGAGUACCAAGACCCUAACUCCAAGGAUUUAGAGGAUAUGAAGAAAAGAUUGAAAGAGAUCGAAGAAGAAGCUGGUGCACUACGUGAAAUGCAGGCUAAGGUUGAGAAAGAGAUGGGAGCUGUUCAAGAUUCUUCAGGUGCUUCUGCGACUCAAGCUGAAAAGGAGGAGGUGGAUGCCCGAUCCAUUUAUGUUGGUAAUGUGGAUUAUUCUUGUACCCCGGAAGAAGUGCAGCAGCAUUUUCAAUCCUGUGGAACUGUGAACAGAGUGACAAUUUUGACUGACAAGUUUGGUCAACCAAAGGGAUUUGCUUACGUGGAGUUUGUAGAGGUUGAUGCUGUUCAGAAUGCCCUCUUAUUAAAUGAAUCAGAACUUCAUGGCCGACAGUUAAAGGUCUCUGCUAAGCGAACUAAUGUUCCUGGAAUGAAGCAAUAUCGAGGAAGGCGUGCAAGCCCUUAUGGAUUUAGGUCCCGGAGGCCGUUCAUGCCUGCCCCCUUCUAUCCGGCAUAUGGUUAUGGCAUUGAGAGAAUGAAAAGCCUAGCUGCUAGGUUGACGUUGAUGACUACUGCUAUUCACGAGUUAGAUGUAUUAACCUUAAUAAUCUUAUGUGCAGAAGGGUUCCGAGGUUCAGGAGACCUAUGCGGUACAGGCCAUACUAGUGAACAGGGAUUCUGCUAG
Molecule: messenger RNA, 795 nt
Organism: Dovyalis caffra
Lineage: Eukaryota; Viridiplantae; Streptophyta; Magnoliopsida; Malpighiales; Salicaceae
Source: the annotation of a GenBank genome assembly